UAAAUUUAUUUAUUUAUUUAUUUAUUUAUUUAUUUAUUUAUGACAACUAACAAGCAACUUAGAGGGAGUGAAGCAGUCCUAAUUUAUAUCAGCUUACAUAGGUAGUAUUACCAGAAGUGCAAAGCUGCCAGUAACUCUCUACUUUUCACUCACAAAAGUACAUUAAAUGCAGAAGAGGUAAACAAAAUACACUUUUUUCUGCCAUUUUUCAUGUACAUGUCACUUUUUAAUCUCAUUUGUGAACACAGAAUCAAAAUUUAUUUUAGUUAAAAUUAAAGCAUCGCAUUACAGCAAUAUGUUUCUUUGAGACUUAAAAAUACAUAAAAUACUGAGCUUUAACCAUACUACAUUUUAUACAAAUAUUAUUAAAGCAUAUUUAAUUUCUCGUAUUUUACCUCUGUCUGUCAUCUCAGGUUGACCCUGAAGUGUGACCACUGCACCAGAGCUAGUGCCAGGUCUACUCUCUCCACCUUGUUGUGAAAAAUAGACCACUCAUAUGGGCAGACAUAAUUUUCUAUAUCUGUUAGUACAAUAAGAACUACAUCAUGAUUAUAUAUUUUUAGAAAAAUCCUGAUAAUGAACAUGAUAUUGCCUUUUAUGACUCUUAGCCGGGAAAAGUGUUUGUUGUUGUUGCUGUUGUUUGCCCUGGCUGUAUUUGUAACUUCAACAUUUAAAAUUAAAACAUGGAGGGCUCCCUAAAUGUGUUGUGCAUAAAUUUGGAUAUUUGUCUGCUAAAUUACUUUUAUUAUAACUAUACAGUAGAUAAUGCUAUUCUUUAACAUAUUUAGAGUGCCAACAGUAAUAGUGCUAAUGUUUGCUAGUAGGGAAACUGCGGUUAAAACUUGAAAAGCUAAGUUAGGGAACACAAAGCUACAGUAUUUACAGAUGAGACUGAGCUGCACUUGAAGCCCUGAACAGGUCAGUAAUUUUUCUACAUGUUGCUGCUUCUUUUUUUUGAGGGUUUUCCUUUUGCAUGUCCUUUCCCUCUCUGCUCCACCUGACUGCUUCCUCUCCAUCCUCACUCUGUGCAUUUGAUGGACAUUCACUCAAUUCCAGGGGUUUCAGUACUGCAACGUAAAGUGGGUGUUUCUGGAGGUGUGGCGAAGACACCUCCUUACAAAACAAUUACAGGUCAUCAAACAUGUGCAGAAUUUUUUUUGCGAGGAAAUUCCCAGGAUCAGCGAUGUAAGAUAAAGGACAAAACAGUCAUAUCGGUAACGACUGUUUUGUGUUUUGUUUUUUAAUCCUGUAAAUGAUAAGUUAACUAGGUCUUCAACCUGUCAACUUUGCUCUUUCUUUGUAAAUAAAGGUGAGAAUGAAAGCAUUGAGUUUGUGUUUUAUAAUGGGGCAACAGCAGUGGAAACAAUACUGAGGUUAAACAGAACUAAAGUUCCACCGCAGAUUUUUAGUCUUGCAUGAUAGGACACAUGAUAGAAUUGAUGUAAAGUCAGUAAGACUUUGAGCUUAUUUAAGUGAAACAAGCAUUUCAUGACAAUAAUAUUUUUCAAACAUGAAACCCCUGCCAUCAUAAACAGCUAUCUGAAGAUAUAGCCGUAUGGUUGUAAGAGGGUAUUUGGGCAUGAAAGCCCCGUGAUCAUGGACAUGAAUCUUUAGUUAUAGCAGAAUUAAUGUAAAAGGGUAUUUGGGCACGAAAGCCCCGUGAUCAUGGACAUGAAUCUUUAGUUAUCUGAAUGAAUAUUGAAUAUUUAGUUAUAUGAAACUUUAGCAAGUUACCCUUUUUUUCUACCCAAACACUGGGUUGAGCCUUUGUGGUCAUUUAAUUGGGUUAACUCCUCAGCCCAGCUCCUUGGGUCAAAUCAAUUCAGGUGGAGGUAGCGAAUUUCACACGGUCAGACUAGAGUUAAGACUUAGAGUUAUUAAGAGACACAAGGUUCGUAUCAAUAUAUUUAUCCAUAAAACCAUUGCUGUACACUACAAAAACCAAAAGCGUGCGAUAACAGUCGCGUUUACAUGACAUUAAAUGAACUGCUAUAUUACUCUACAAUGACACGUGUUAACAUCAGAAAUUCCCAGAGCUCCAGUAGUGAGAAUGUUUUGAAUGCCAGUCCAGCCAAAGCUGCAGAAAUGCUGUAAUUUUACACUGAACUGAGUUUAUUUCCACCUCUCUUUCUUUCCCACAGCUGAAGCGUAAGAGAGUUUCUGGAGAACUGCUAAGGUACAAGAACACACUCCUAGACAUAGCUUUUGCGCAGGAGCGUGAGACAGUUUUCCUAUCUGUUUAAACAAAUAGGAGGCACAAAGGACACACUGCUACACAGUGCAGAGAUACUGUUUUCACACACACACAGAUACAGUAACAGCAGCCAUGCCUCGCAUCGAGAACGACAUCAAACUCGACUUCAAGGAUGCUGCUCCGUCCCAAACGCAGCACGCUCAAGUCCUGUAGUGAGGUGGAUCUGAUGCGCAGCUUUACUUUCCGAAACUCAAAAGGCAGUUACAGAGGUAUUCCCAUCAUCGCUGCUAACAUGGACACGGUUGGAACCUUUGAGAUGGCCGUGGCACUGCAUUCGUUCUCACUUUUCACUGCCGUCCACAAACAUUACUGCGUAGAUGACUGGAAAGAGUUUGCAGCGAAGCACCCAGAAUGCCUAGAGAGCGUGGCGGUCGGCACUGGAACAGGCGAGAACGAUUUUGAGAGGCUCGCUGCUAUUUUGGCAGCUGUGCCUCAGAUACAGUACGUUUGUGUCGACGUAGCGAAUGGAUAUUCAGAGCACUUUGUGCAUUUUGUCAAGGACGUGAGGCAGAAGUUCCCUUCACACACCAUCAUGGCUGGAAACAUGGUCACGGGAGAGAUGGUGGAGGAGCUGAUUCUCGCUGGAGCUGACAUCAUUAAAGUGGGCAUCGGUCGAGGCUCAGUGUGUACAACCCGUAAGAAGACAGGUGUGGGCUACCCUCAGCUGAGUGCUGUAAUUGAGUGUGCUGAUGCUGCACAUGGCCUGGGUGGACACAUCAUCUCUGAUGGAGGAUGUACCUGUCCUGGUGAUGUCUCUAAGGCUUUUGGUGCGGGAGCGGAUUUCGUGAUGCUAGGUGGAAUGCUGGCAGGUCACUCUGAGAGUGGGGGUGAGACCAUUGAGAAAAACGGGAAAAAGUACAAACUGUUCUACGGCAUGAGCUCCGAUACAGCCAUGAAGAAGCACGCAGGAGGAGUAGCAGAGUACAGGGCGUCUGAGGGUAAGACAGUGGAGGUGUCCUAUAAAGGGCCAGUGGAGGUCACUGUGAAGGACGUACUGGGUGGCGUUCGCUCCACUUGCACCUACGUGGGAGCUGCGUAGCUGAAGGAGCUGAGUCGCCGUACCACCUUCAUUAGAGUGACUCAGCAACUCAACACUGUGUUUGGAAACAACGACUAACACAUCGCUGUUGCUCAUGAGUGCUGGUCUGGUCUGACAGAUUUACUGCAUUCGAUUAAAAAAAGAGAUAAACUAUGUCAGAUUCAUGCAAAGGCUUAGAAUUUGCACAUCUUUUGUAGUCAUUCUGUAGUAGUCACCUGACAUUCACACACAAAGUGCACACAGUGACAGACCUCACAGCUUUUCCUGCAGCAGUGUUAUGGUUGUGGCUUGCAAGGCUAAGAGAAACUCACCUGCUUAGACUACAUAUAAAGACUUUUAUCAUUUGAACAAUUUUAUCUUUACUAGUAGUGUUUCUUAAAUUUAAUGCUCCAGGAAAUAUUCAAGAUCAUAUAUAAAACCCCAAACUGGACCAAAACUCAGACAGCAAUUGUUGCCAUUCCACUUCAUUUAGUAUAAAUAAUGUCUUAUAAAUAUCCUCUAUGCACUGAUGAAUAAAGCAGACGACUGUCAUCUUGGUACUGCAA
Molecule: messenger RNA, 3838 nt
Organism: Ictalurus furcatus (blue catfish)
Lineage: Eukaryota; Metazoa; Chordata; Actinopteri; Siluriformes; Ictaluridae
Product: GMP reductase 2
Exons: 10
Coding region: 2367-3293 (308 amino acids)
Biological process (GO): nucleotide metabolic process
Cellular component (GO): GMP reductase complex
Molecular function (GO): GMP reductase activity
Source: RefSeq, a predicted model, not a curated record